UCGCCGCUGGCGGUGGGGCGGCUGCCAGUUUUUUUUUUUUUUUUUUUAAUUUUUGAGUGUGGUGUUCUAAGGCUUUCGGUGCGCACGGGAGGACCCGACACCGUAAAUAAGCAUAUGGGCGACUAACAGGAAGUUUUCUCAGAGAUAACUUCACCAAGAUGUCCAGUGAUAGGCAAAGGUCGGAUGAUGAGAGUCCCAGCACCAGCAGCGGCAGUUCAGAUGCAGACCAGCGAGACCCUGCAGCUCCAGAGCCCGAGGAACAGGAAGACAGGAAACCUUCCGCCACCCAGCAGAAGAAGAGCACCAAACUUUCUAGCAAAACGACUGCUAAGUUAUCCACUAGUGCUAAAAGAAUUCAGAAGGAGCUAGCUGAAAUCACCCUUGAUCCUCCUCCCAACUGCAGUGCUGGCCCUAAAGGAGAUAACAUUUAUGAAUGGAGAUCAACUAUACUUGGUCCACCAGGUUCUGUAUAUGAAGGUGGUGUUUUUUUUCUGGAUAUCACAUUUUCUUCAGAUUAUCCAUUUAAGCCACCAAAGGUUACCUUCCGAACCAGAAUCUAUCACUGCAACAUCAACAGUCAGGGAGUCAUCUGCCUGGAUAUUCUAAAAGACAACUGGAGUCCUGCUUUGACUAUUUCAAAGGUUUUGCUCUCAAUUUGUUCUCUUUUGACAGACUGCAACCCUGCGGAUCCUCUGGUUGGAAGCAUAGCAACUCAGUAUUUGACCAACAGAGCAGAACAUGACAGGAUAGCCAGACAGUGGACCAAGAGAUACGCAACAUAAUUCUCAUGAUUUGUAUGCAGUGUGAAGGAGCAGAAGGCCUCUUCCCACUGUGCUGCGGAUCUUUAUAGCCUUUACAAUACGGACUUCUGUGUAUAUGUUAUACUGAUUCUACUCUCUGCCUUUAUCCUUUGGAGACUGGGAGACUCCCCCAAAAGGUAAAUGCUAUCAAGAGUAGAACUUUGUAGCUGUAGAUUAGUUACGUUUAAAAUGCCUACUUGCAAGUCUUGCUUCUUUGGGAUAUCAAAAUGUAUUUUGUGAUGUACUAAGGAUACUGGUCCUGAAGUCUACCAAAUAUUAUAGUGCAUUUUAGCCUAAUUCAUUAUCUGUAUGAAGUUAUAAAAGUAGCUGUAGAUGACUAGGAAUUAUGUCAUUUGUAUUAAGCCCAGAUCUAUUUCUGAGUAUGUGGUUCAUGCUGUUGUGAAAAUGUUUUACCUUUUACCUUUGUCAGUUUGUAAUGAGAGGAUUUCCUUUUACCCUUUGUAGCUCAGAGAGCACUGAUGUAUCAUCUCAAACACAAUAAACAUGCUCCUGAAGGCAUA
Messenger RNA from Phodopus roborovskii (desert hamster), 1321 nucleotides. RefSeq names its product ubiquitin conjugating enzyme E2 E3 (gene Ube2e3). The record is from RefSeq and is a predicted model, not a curated record. Gene Ontology annotation, biological process: protein polyubiquitination. The transcript has 6 exons. The coding region runs from base 159 to 782 and encodes 207 amino acids. Lineage: Eukaryota; Metazoa; Chordata; Mammalia; Rodentia; Cricetidae. Gene Ontology annotation, cellular component: nucleus. Gene Ontology annotation, molecular function: ubiquitin conjugating enzyme activity.